AUGAAAAGUCAAUCUAUGAAUAUUUAUUCAAAUACCAUCAUCAUUCUAAAAGCAACAAUCAAAAUGCCAAUGCAUGUCGAUUUAAAUGAACAUGUACUAAAGUAUUAUGGAGUUGUAAAGAAUCAGUUUGGUCAAGAAUCAAUGGUAUUGGUGUUGACGCCGUGUGUCACAUUAGGACUGGCAUUGGUCUCGACUCCAAUGUCGUCGUUGACAAAGACAUUCAUUUGUGUUGGUAUACCAAUCUUGCUGGUAGUUACUUAUAUAAAUGAUAACAUUACAGUUUGGAAUGUUGGAGACAUUAGAUAG
Cavenderia fasciculata is the source of this 306-nucleotide messenger RNA. RefSeq lists its product as uncharacterized. Bases 1 to 306 code for a protein of 101 amino acids. The record is from RefSeq and is a predicted model, not a curated record. NCBI's taxonomy places the organism in Eukaryota, Evosea, Eumycetozoa, Acytosteliales, Cavenderiaceae. The transcript is spliced from 3 exons.